GUGCGCCCGUGUCGAUCGUAUCACCCCACGCCGUUUCGGAACAUCAAUACAAUAUUGAUUAUACAUAUCCCCAUAAUAUCAUAUUACAACUAAAUUAAACUGUUAAAAAAACAGUUUACGAGUUUUUAAGUUAACCAUUUUUAAAUAAUAUAUCGAGUGUGCCGACUUUUAUGGUUGACAUUUAUUAAUUUUUUAUACGCUCAAUCUAAUUAUUUUUUUAUGUUGACAUUGAAUACCGUUUUUAGUCUAUGUUAACAGAAACGAGUUUUGGACUGUAAUACAGGUUAACCUGUGCAGUAUUAUUUUGAUCAUCAUUAUCAUGUCUGAAAGAGUUUUUGGAUAACGUCAAGUGUAGAAAUGCCAGAAGAUAUGGUGACAAUUGCGUUUCUGCUUAUUACUGUCGCGGGUACGUUUCUUUCUACCGUCGUCGAGAGCUCUGUCGUCAAAGCCAAAGCACAAUGUGUGAAUUCAAAAGAUUCUCGGGGCCUCUUGGUGGCGGAUUGUUCCAGAAACGAUCUCUCUGUCGUACCGGAAAAUGUUAUGAGUGACGUAGAGUCGUUAGACUUGCGGCACAAUUACAUCCGUAAACUGACAAAUGACAGUUUUACGAUUUACCCGUCAAUCAAGAAACUGUACUUGUCUACAAACGCCAUCUUCAUGGUGGAAGCGGCCGCGUUCGACCCGCUCGACGACCUGGAAAUACUCGAUCUGGAACAAAACGCCUUGAAAGGUGUUCCGCCUGGUCUGCCCAAAGCUUUGAAGAAACUAUAUUUAAGCUCUAACCCGUUGGGAGACGUCCCAGACAACAACGCCAAGGCCGAUAUGACCCACCUGGCCGAGGCCGUCGGCCUCCAGGUGUUGCACAUGCGUGACUGCGAACUGCGCCGUUUUCCCCACAUGGGCCUACUGCCCAAUCUGGUGGAGCUCGACUUGGCCAGCAACCCAAUACGCGAGAUCGCGCCGUCAGACUUGGCCCAGCUCUGUCGCUUGACCAAGCUGAACGUCAACGAAACGGAACUGUUCCGGGACCAACAAAACGUUUGCCAAUGCCGCCAGCUGGAGAAAUGGGCAAACGAAUAUAAGGUGAUCAUCAUCGGCAUGAAGUGCCCGGACGUUGUUACGGAUGAACCGUUGAACGAAAACUGCACCGCGAUAACCGACGAGGCGCGGGCCGUCUACAAGGAGUGCAUGUCCGAAUGGGAGCACAGGAACAUGCCGUAUUGGGCGAUCGGUUCGGGUUUGCUGAUCAUCGUAGCUAUUAUAUUUAUAUUGUGCCUGUGUUGGCGUCGCAGAAAGCGCUCGGACAAAACUCAAUCCGUGCCGACCAGUGACAGCAAAGAAAACGAUCCGGGCAACAACAAAGCAGAGCCUACGUUGCUGUCGCCUUAAAAGUUUCCGUUCUUAUACUCCUAAUUGAAAAAAAAUAUACAUAAUUGAAAUAAUUUCAAAGAUAGGCGCUGUAAUAAUUAUUUUAUUUGAUUUUUUAAGUACAUUAUGCACGUACAGCGUACUUGCAUUUGCCUCGUACAGCGUAAUGCGUUUUUACGAUUAUUUCUUUAACAAUUUGUAUGAUCUCUAAACGCGGGUUUCGCGAUGAUUCACCUACUAUAAUAUUCAGUACAAUUUUGUUAUCAACGUUCUACUGUUAAGACGCGACUAUUUGAAUUUAACUGAGUGAUUUUACUCUACUAUUGUUUAUUGUCCGAACCUUUGCGAAAACGGUCAAUUUUGAGACUACUCGGGAUUUGUAAAUUUUAACACGCGAACAAUAUGUUAUUGUCUUUUUAUAAUUAUUGUUAAUGUAAGUGCAAUUUGCUUGUUGUUGUUGAACACUCUUAUUAUACCUAAGUUUUUUACAAACCAAUGAUUCCUAGCACAUUACAGCGAUAACAACGCAAUAACAUCACGUAAUAUAAUAAUAUUAUAAUAGUAUAGUGUUACUAUAAUUCUAGUAUAAUAUUAGUGUUCUCGGUUCGAAUUUGAUUAUUGUCUGUAUCAUGCCUAUAAUCUAUAUUAUAUAUGAUGGAAACACGCUGAAUAUUUCAAUACAUAUUUUUUAUUACACUAGCUGCUUUAAAAGCUACUUUUUAAAAAAAUUUAUUUUUAAUUUAAGUUUGUUUAAAACGGUUAAGACAAUAAG
This is a messenger RNA of Adelges cooleyi (spruce gall adelgid), 2140 nucleotides long. Its product is annotated as toll-like receptor 8. Gene Ontology annotation, cellular component: extracellular matrix. The coding region runs from base 358 to 1389 and encodes 343 amino acids. The record is from RefSeq and is a predicted model, not a curated record. Gene Ontology annotation, molecular function: protein binding. NCBI's taxonomy places the organism in Eukaryota, Metazoa, Arthropoda, Insecta, Hemiptera, Adelgidae. The transcript is spliced from 4 exons.